Messenger RNA from Phaedon cochleariae (mustard beetle), 1005 nucleotides. The record is from the annotation of a GenBank genome assembly. NCBI's taxonomy places the organism in Eukaryota, Metazoa, Arthropoda, Insecta, Coleoptera, Chrysomelidae.
AUGACUUGGAUAGUCCUAAAAUUCAUUGAUACUGACGAAGUUGAAGUUGUGCCAUAUAGUUGGUACAAUGAAGAUUUAGGAAGAUGUAUUUAUCCACCAUUUCAACGCAAUGCAUUGGAAAAGGCAAUCAAACAAAAAAUGACCCCACCAGAUGAUGCAGAUUUAGAUGGAUGGAAUUGGUUCAAGGCAUCUCCAAUGUCAUCAACUACUUAUGAAAAUUUUCAAAUGGCUCAUGCGCGUGCCUCAAAGGCUUGUUUCACAUCGGAAAUUUCUGGUUCUGAAGCAUGCUUGCCAGCUAAAAGAAUUCCAAUUAGAAAAAAAAGAUUUGAUGACACUUCAGAUGAAAACAGUGAUGAUGAGCCCUCAUUGAAGGGCGUUCCAAAAUUAAUAACAAAAAAUGCAGUCUCAGCAAAGGCUAAACCAGUUCCUACCUCUGAUAAAGCUCCAGAAGAAACAUGCACCUUCUCUCAACUACCUGAAGAAGAUGACAAUGGUAAAUCAGUUUUCCAGAGAUUUGUUACCAGGAAUCUUGUUUACAAUAGGAAUCUGAUAGAAGCUAUCGAUAAAAAAAUUGAUAAAUUCUAUGAAGAAUUCAAAGCAUUAGAUAUAGGAAGAAAACCCAGAAAUCCACAAACCAAUGAUGGAAUAUUCUCAGAGCUCCCAGCUAAAUCACUAGAUGAGUUCAAAGAAAUUUGUGCAAAGUUGGAAGAUGUUGAAACAUUUAAUGACCUGGCAAGAAGUUUAGCAAGAUUGGGAGGAAAGAAUCAUAAAGAAUGUAUCAGGAGAUUCCUUUCAAAAACAAUUGUAGAUGAAGUAGCCAUAAACUUCACCCUUCAUGGGCAUCGGGAUGGAAAGCAAACCUUCAUCACCUCAAAAAUGUGUUUCCUCAUCAUAGAGGCUGUGAAAUCAUGUACAAACGUAACUAUAAAAGAGAUUGAGUUGCAAAUAGCACUUUGGCUGACCAAAUCAUCUGAAAGGAUAAAAAAGAAGAUUGUUGUGGAUUGA